UUCACCAGAAUUUGGAGCUACUGCAUAUUGCUAGCUAGCCUCAGCUUUUACAAAAUUAUACUCAAUAUAAAUCUACACAACUUCACUAUUCUUCACUACUGUGGUUUAAGAGCUCACUGUGAUUUCAAUGGCUGCAAAAGUAAGAACAAGAAGACAUAGCAUCUCUUCACCAUUGGAGCUGGAAGUUACCAAGCACAUGGAAUCUCAGCAAAUUGAUGCUCAAGUGAAUGUAUCAUUGUUCAAUCGAAAGAGACCAGCUAAUGACACAAGCUCGGAGCUGAAUCAUGUGCCGAAAAGACCGGCCCUUGCAGACAGGAAUGAACCAAAGCCAACUGAUAGUGAAGAACUUCCUUCUGACCCAAUGCAAUGGACACAAAGGAAUGUCUGCCAAUGGUUAAACUGGGCAGCAAAGGAGUUUGACAUGAGCCAAAUCAAUUUGUGCAACUUUUCCUUCUCUGGUCCUCAGCUGUGCAGCCUUAGUAAAGAGGAAUUCCUGAGCAGAGCACCUCCAUUCACUGGAGAUAUCCUGUAUUCUCAUCUGAACCUGCUUAGGGCAAAAAGUGCUGUUGCUGGCUUAUCAAAGGCUGACGCUAAACCUGACCCAGAUGUGAAGGUACCUGGUUUUGGAAUGUGGCCUACCUGCCUAUGGCCUAACUCAGUAUCGGAUUAUUCUUCUCUACUUCGGUUUCAGAAGCAGUCACAGGAGGCAAUGUACAAAUCUCAAUUACAAAACUCUGGACUAUUCUUGAAUCCUCAACUCUUGAGAAACCCUAUGCCCUUGACAAGCUUGCCUAUUCCUUUGACAUCUACAGCACCCACAGUAUCCUCAAUUACUGAUGUAUCUUCUCUUGAGCAGUUGAAUACAGACUGGAGUGCCUACUCUGCAAUGAUGAAUGCUGCUGCAUUGGCUGCACAGAGCCACCUCAGGAGCACCACAGUGUUCACACCAACACACACUGCCAUCUCAUCCACCUUUGCUCUACCCCAAGUAUCCGCUGCAGAGAGCAGGUAUACUAUGUCAACACCACCCACAUUGGGCUCCUCUCUUACGAUAGCCGACGUUUUGAAACUUUCUGCCAGUGCAAACCCAAUGCAACGCUCACUUUCUGUACCUAGCCGGCCUGGUGUCACACCGUCCCCCACCCACUCCCACACUUCUCCCACACCCUCCCCCCAACCACCUCACACCUCCAGCCAUAGUGGAGCCUAUCGUCCCCCUCCUAUCAAUAUCCCCAUGAUGACAGUGCAGGAAGAUCCCAGUCAGACUCCAGCUACUCCACUCUCCCCUUCAACAAAUCAACAAGGACAAAUUCAACUGUGGCAGUUUCUGUACGAGCUCUUGCAAGACAGCAAAUACUCUAACAUUAUCAACUGGGCCGGAGGAGAUGGAGAGUUCAAGCUGCUCGAUCCUGAGGCUGUCUCCACACUCUGGGGGAAUCGCAAACGAAAGCCGGCAAUGAAUUAUGACAAGCUCAGUCGUGCAAUACGAUAUUACUACGAUAAAAAGAUUAUGCACAAAGUUCAUGGGAAGCGAUAUGUGUACCAGUUCAACUUUGACACAAUUGCAAAAUACCUUGGCAGUGAUCCUAGCACUGUUUCAAGAAGCAGCUCUGAUGAGCAUCAACAACCUGCCAUAGCCAACACCAACUCUUAUCACAACGUUGCGAAAUUAGAGGCACUACCAAACACUGUGGAGAGCUGUACAGUUCAAGAUCUCGGUACUCUUGUGAAAGCCACCAGUCUUCCCUCUCCUCCCUCCUCCACACAGCACACACCCUCCCCUCAACCCUCCACCACAGUAAAGCUGGAGCAAACACCACCCUCUAUAGCAACACCAGACCCUGCAGCUAUGAAUGUACUACAAGCUCUCUAUCAUCCUGUAUUCUCUAUGGCAAAUGUAUUACCGUCAUCGCAAUAAGCAUUAUUGUAACUUACAGUCUCUGUUAUAUUACUUAUUUCUUAUGAUUACGACUAAUUAUUACUCUUCACGAUCAUUUAUAAUUAUUCAGGACAUGACAUGUACGUAUACGACAUCCUUUUGAUAUCAAA
Molecule: messenger RNA, 2049 nt
Organism: Halichondria panicea
Lineage: Eukaryota; Metazoa; Porifera; Demospongiae; Suberitida; Halichondriidae
Product: Friend leukemia integration 1 transcription factor-like
Exons: 7
Coding region: 128-1918 (596 amino acids)
Biological process (GO): cell differentiation; regulation of transcription by RNA polymerase II
Cellular component (GO): nucleus
Molecular function (GO): sequence-specific DNA binding; DNA-binding transcription factor activity, RNA polymerase II-specific
Source: RefSeq, a predicted model, not a curated record